Messenger RNA from Clupea harengus (Atlantic herring), 4568 nucleotides. Its product is annotated as PH and SEC7 domain-containing protein 4. Gene Ontology annotation, molecular function: guanyl-nucleotide exchange factor activity; phospholipid binding; protein binding. The coding region runs from base 547 to 4041 and encodes 1164 amino acids. The record is from RefSeq and is a predicted model, not a curated record. Gene Ontology annotation, biological process: regulation of ARF protein signal transduction. NCBI's taxonomy places the organism in Eukaryota, Metazoa, Chordata, Actinopteri, Clupeiformes, Clupeidae. The transcript is spliced from 18 exons.
CUCCCCUAUGACACCCGCGUGCCGGGUUUGUUAUGAUUCCGCGGCAGUAAGCCGAACAGCUUCUUCUCUCUAUAGGGCUUCGGGAAAACCUUGGGUGUUCAGUUGACGGUCUAGGCGCACACGAACUUGACUUUGUCGUGAAUAUCAGAGUGGUAAGAAGAAGAGAAGUGAACAUAACCACAGAAAGCUAAAGGGUACAUGGACCCGGAUGUUGGUUAGGUGAUUAGGUUGCAGUGGAGGUUUGUCCUUUGUGGUCAGGAAGCUCAAACGCACCCCUCCAUUUCAGCAACAAAAAAAAGGCACAUUGCGAAGCACAUCCGCUCAGGCUGAAAGGCACAGUCUCGAGAUUCUGGUGGCUCCUGACAGAUAAACUUAAUGUUGAAGAGCAUUUUGAAUGGACAGUGACCAAUAGUGCAGUGUUGAAGUACCUUCUUCGCUUCUUAGGCUGCGAUGUUGCUGUUGUGGUGUUCAGCGGAUAUCAGAAUGAACGCCCCUUUUACCACCCACAAGUGAAACUGAACUUACAUCCUUUGCCAAGAGUUAGAGAUGGAGGAGGAGGAGCUGAAUGGUCCUCAUUGCGGAGAAUUUCCGAGUUUCCUCACCAACAGCUCAGAUGAUGGGAAUUCCAUAGAGCUGUGUGGGGACAGGAGCCUUCAUUCUGGAAGCGGACUCAUGCCCUGUGAUGAACCCGAAUCUCUUGCAGCUUACCCCAUCACCCUUCCCAGCAUGCCUCUCUCCUUCGCCACUGUCCAAUGGGACGAGCCCUCCACCCCUACCGACCUCCUAUUGCCGGUGACGGACAGCAGCUCUGUGGAUGAGCUGAGCUGUAGUGAUGGAGUCAGUCCGGACUGGGUCGUGAACCCUCUCUCUCUGGUUUCGCCAACACUCACAGAGUCUGAGUCAGCUGACGGCAUGCUGCCUGAUGGAAAUGGGGUCAGGUUACCACAGUCAGGGAUCUCAGACCAGCACACCGAUGUCGACCAACAGGCCUGUGAUUCUGUGGAGGCAGUGUUGGUGAUGAAUCUGAUGGCGUCAGGUGAUAAGGAAGAGACGUCGCUGUCAGGUGAUGGAGAGAUAAGUCAGCAUGAAGAGCACACAGUGGAAGAGAUGGGCCCAGCAGAGGCCGAUUGCACUGAGACAUCCAAGAUCCCAGAAUGCACUGGUGAUUCAGAGACUCCUGAUCAGCGAGGGAGGUUGUCAACUCCAGGAAUGGAAGAGAACCAGCCACACCCGGAGACAUUCACAGCGACAGAGGCACAGCAGCAACAGGGCUGCAGUACAGAUGGAGGAAAUGAUGGUGAGAUAGUGGAGGUGGACGAUGAGACACUGGAGGAGGACGAGAGGGAGAACACAUCGAGUGACUCAGCUCAAGAUGGAGAAUGUGUGGGGACAGACAGCAGUUUGGGCUGUGAUGAGGACACAGCAUUGGAGCAGCCUGUACUGAUCCAAGAGAACACAGACACAGAGGAAAUACCACUGUCAGGGCAAGACGAACAGUGUAACCCUGAUGAAGAGUCCAUGUCUGUGGACCAGAUGAUGCCAGAGCCUACCGAGCAUCAGGAAUGUCUCCAGCCCCCAGAGUGCGAGUCAGACAGUCAGGCAGAUUCGUCACAGCUGUGCGGCCGUACGGAGCAGGGGGAACCUCCCGAGGCAGGAGAUGAGCUCCGGCCUGAGAGUGGCCCAGAGGAGACUUCAGCAUGUGAGGAGGGGUUGGACAGGGGUCAGGGGUCGAAGGUCACUCAGCUGACGCAUGGAGGUGAAACAUCCUCGUUGACUGAGCAGGAGAAUGAGGAGUCACUAGAGGGUACUUUAGAGACUGAAAGGACUGAGACGGGCCGACCUUCUGAAUGUGUAGAGGGCGGAGAGGUGGAGGAAAAAGAACCUGAAACGGCAGAGUGUUCAGAAGAGACGGAGGACCAGCAAGAGGUGGAGAACAUGGAGGCUGAGGAGCAGCAACAGAUCCCUUUACAGUCAGAGGAGAAAGAGCAGUCACUGUGUUCAGUGGAAUCAGAAUCCUCAGGGAUAGAACCAGCAACAGCACAGGCAGAACAGAUGGAGAAGACAGAGGAAGGUGGACCUCCAGAUGAGGCAAAACAAACAGAACAUCCAAGUGAGACUGUUAUGGAGGAGUCAGACAUGACCACCAAACCAAUAGAACAGUCAGAUGAGACUCUGGGAGAAGAGUCAAGCGAGACAAAUCAAAAUGAAGAGUCCGUCGAGACAAACCAUACAGAAGAGACAAAACCGACUGAAGCUAACGAGUCAAGCGAGACCGAAGGAACAAACGAAUCAGAACAGAUUCCAACUGAACAGUCAGAAGAAGCUGGUCAAACAGACACACCGGAACAAUCCGAAACCAAACAGGCGGAGGAGCAAAUGGAAUCAUCGCAACAGACUGAACGAACAGAGCAGGCUGAAAGUGCCCAAACCACCGCACACAGCAACCAACAAUCAGAACAGCCUGUGAGCACGGCGGAGGGAGAGGACUCAUUAGUGAGACAUAUGGAGGGGAAGACGGAGCAGUUGGAGGGACAGAUGCAGGAGACGGGGGAUUCAGGUGUAGCCGUGACGUACAUGAACGGAGGUGCGGUAGACAGGGAGGCGGCGCGGACGCUGGCAGAGAAGCUCUUCAGACUGGAGGGCAUUCACCGUACAGAUGUGGUCCGACAUCUGGACAAAGAUAAUGAAUUCAGCCGUGCUGUUGGGGAGGAGUAUCUGAAAUUCUUUGACUUCACAAGUCAAACUCUGGACCAGGCUUUGAGGGCUUUUCUGAAAGUGGUGGUGUUGAUCGGCGAGACGCAGGAGCGAGAGCGGGUCCUGCAGCGGUUCUCCAGCCGCUUCCACGAGUGCAGCCCUCAUGCCUGCCCCUCCGCAGGAGCAGUUCUGACUCUCACCUGUGCUAUGAUGCUCCUGAACUCUGAUCUUCAUGGACAAAAUGUGGGUAAAUCCAUGUCACAGUCUAACUUUGUGUCCAAUCUGGAUGGGAUGGAUGAGGGGGAAAACUUCAAUAAGGACGUGCUAAAGGGCCUGUACAACUCUAUCAAGAAUGAACCUUUGGAGUGGGCAGUAGAUGAGAAAGAGCUACAGAGUUCCAUGAUGUUACCGGAGGAUGCAGGUACAGGCACGCUGAUGCGCUCGAAGGGCAACCCCUUCCAGAGUGUCCCCCACGACAAGAAGGCCACCGUCUUCCACAAGGGCUUUCUCAAGCGCAAGGCUCAUGCCGACAUUGAUGGCAAACGCACCCCUUGGGGAAAGAGAAAGUGGAAGACCUUCUAUUGCGUUCUGAAGGGAAUGGUUCUCUACUUACAGAAGGAUGACUACAGUUCGGACUGGCAAAGCUCAGAGGAGGUGGUGAGUGUGCACCAUGCGUUGGCUGAGAGAGCUGUGGAUUACACCAAGCGGCCAUACGUCUUUCGGCUGCAGACGGCUGACUGGAGAGUUUUCCUGUUUGAAGCUGCUUCCACAGAGCAGAUGAGCUCCUGGAUUGGCCGGAUAAACCUGGUGUCCGCCCUGUACUCCUCCCCUCCGUUCCCGGCAGCGGUGGGCUCUCAGCGGAAGUUCUUCCGGCCCAUCCUACCUGCAUCGCAGUCCUCCCUCACUCUGGACAAGCAGCUUCAGUCCCAUGCUGCCAUGCUCCAGUCCUUCCAGGAGGACCUGGCCCAUCUGCAGGAGGGCUUCCCCGAGGGACGUAAGCCCAAAGCCAGGGAGCUGGAGGAGCAUAAGAUCAAGGAGGAGUACCUUCAGCAUGAGAGAUGUCGCUACGAGGUCUACGUCCAGAUGCUGGAGGCAUGGAGCAGCCUAAAACGUAGUUCCACAUCCGGGUUCAAUGCAAACGACCUGGGCCUCUUCGAUCGCGAGGUGGGCAGAGACACCCACGAUGAGGAGGAGGACGAGGCUGACGGAGGGAUGAAGAGAUCGCACUCCAGCCCCUCGCUCGAGCUGGAGAUGGCGCCGCCCCCCGUCGUCAAAGUCAGACGCAACAUUUCGGAGAGGCGCACCUACCGCAAGAUCAUCAUCCCUCGACGCAACCGCGAGCUCUGAGAGUGGGGCACAGGAAAUCGGACUGCGUGCCACGGUUUCUUUUCAAAUCUGACUGCUUCGAGUUUAAGUUUGGAACAUAUUUCUGUUAUUUAGUCCACAGGAACUUACAGCAACAUUAAGGCCUCGGAGCGCCUGUGCAGGAAACCACAGGGGGGGAGGAAAUUAGACCAAACGGAACUGUCACACACAUCUUUUGGUGGUGUGACGCACCAUGUGCCAUAAUUGUACCAGAACUCCAUCUUGUCUUGUUUUCCGGUCUCACAAUGGUUGUCAGUGCUAAAAUGUCUAUAUACACUCAGGGAAGUUCUCUUCCGGUGCAAUAUGGUUGUACUCAUACCAAAGAUAUGUUGUUGUUGAUGAUAACUCUUUGCCCAAUUCCAAGCAGUGUUCUUUGCAUUUAUGCAUCGAUGUUCUUAGACAUCCUGACUUUCGUGGUGUUCGUCAGAAGCCGUUAUUAUUUAUUUGCUUUGAAAAAGAUAUGUGUAAAAUAUCUUUGUCGUACAUUUGAAAUAAACUGUUAAAUUGUG